Messenger RNA from Plasmopara halstedii, 2385 nucleotides. Its product is annotated as dna mismatch repair protein mlh1 isoform x1. Bases 1 to 2385 code for a protein of 794 amino acids. Lineage: Eukaryota; Oomycota; Peronosporomycetes; Peronosporales; Peronosporaceae. Gene Ontology annotation, molecular function: ATP binding; ATP-dependent DNA damage sensor activity; mismatched DNA binding. Gene Ontology annotation, cellular component: MutLalpha complex. The transcript is spliced from 9 exons. The record is from RefSeq and is a predicted model, not a curated record. Gene Ontology annotation, biological process: mismatch repair.
AUGCACCGUACCCCGAAUGAUAAAAUGAAAAGUACGUCAAUCCUUAAUAUGUCAGCAAUACCACGCAUUGAGCGCCUUAGUCCGGAAGUAAUUAAUCGUAUUGCAGCUGGAGAAGUCGUGCAUCGUCCUGCUAAUGCAGUCAAAGAAUUGCUUGAGAAUGCACUUGAUGCAGGAGCUACACAUGUGGCAGUAACUGUGAGUCAAGGAGGUCUCAAGCUCUUGCAGAUCCAAGACAAUGGACGAGGCAUUCAGCGUCAGGAUCUCGAGAUUGUUUGUGAGCGUUUUACAACUAGUAAACUUAAGACUUUUGACGAUCUUAAAGAUAUCAAAAGUUUUGGCUUCAGAGGUGAAGCACUCGCUAGUAUUUCGCAUGUAGCGCAUGUGUCAAUCACAUCUCGGACAGCAGACCAGCCUUGCGCUUAUAAAGCUUCGUAUCGCGAUGGAAAGUUGGUGGCAAAGCGACCAGGAGAGUCGAAAGAUCCGAAACCAUGUGCGGGAAAGAACGGAACAUUAAUUGUGGUUGAAGAUUUGUUUUAUAACUUGAAUACGCGAAAAGUGGCGCUGAAGAAUGCGUCAGAGCAGUAUAGCAGAAUCCUGGAUGUAGUGCAAAGAUAUGCUGUUCACUUUGGUGGAAAGGGUGUCGGAUUCGUUUGCAAAAAGCAUCGUGAAUCUUCAUGUGGUGUUAACACUACACAAAGCUCUUUGCAGUUGGACGCGAUCCGUGCUAUCUACGGUAACAAACUUGCAGGUGAGCUCAUUCCAUUUGAGCACAUUAGAGGCGCAAGUGCUACAGGCUCGUUGGAUCUACAGCGUCAUGUUCGUGGAUACAUCAGCAACGCUAAUUAUCAUCUGCAGAAAAGCACAUUCAUCCUAUUUAUCAAUGACCGUCUUGUCGAGUGUCCAUCGCUCAAGCGGGCUUGUGAGUAUGUUUAUUCGCUGUAUCUACCGAAGAACACACACCCGUUUCUCUAUCUGAGCAUGGAACUUCCUCCACGUAACAUCGAUGUAAAUGUUCAUCCUACAAAACGAGAGGUCCACUUUCUACACGAAGAAGACAUAAUCGAUUCGAUAAGUCAAGCGCUCGAAAAGCAGUUAAAAGGUAGCAAUGAAAGUCGAAGUUUUUCUGUGCAGCCGAUCACAACCAUGCUGGAAAUCCCUUCAGCAAAUAAUAGAGAUGUGUUGACGAAACAGCGCAGACGCAAAAGUAUCACUGACGAGGAUCACAGAAACGCAGAAUCAAGCGAGGAAGAAAAAGACAAGCAAGAGCUUGAAAGCAAAGAUGAAGCUAACACGUCUGUUGAUUCGAUUGAGCUUGAUCUCAGUGAAAAGAGGACGCCACCUUCGAAAAUAUACCAACCAGCACGGGCUCCGCAGCGUUUAGUGAGAACUGAUCAUCGCUCCAACACAAUUGACAAAUAUUGUUUUCUGGAAUCUCAAAGAAGUCAUCUUUCGCAGUCAAGUUCGCAAGACACUGAAGAAGACAAAAACGUUAAUCGUGACAGAAGUGUUUCGAAGCACAAUGAGAUCGUCAAGAGCCCCAAUGCUGCAACGUCCACCUUACCUUGCAAAAGAAAGCUGUCAGUCAUUCAAUCUACUCAUGAGCCUACACCCGAGCACGAAAAUGAUCGUCGUGAAAGUCUGGAAAAUACUCAAAGUCCACAGAUGCUAUCAAGCGUCCAGAAUUUAUUGCUUGAUAUUCAAAAAAAGACGAACAACGCACUUUGUCGGCUUUUUCGUGAGCACAGUUUCGUUGGAGUCGUUGACAAGCACUUUUCACUCGUGCAAUGCCGUACAAAGCUGUACAUUGUGCGACACGAUGCUAUUGCCUUUCAUGUGUUCUACCAGCAAGCAUGUCACCAGUUCGGUGCAAUGCGACCGAUAAAUUUUCAAACUUCGUUUUCGAUAUACGAUCUUGUGCUUGAAGCGCUUCGAAAUCCGCGAAAUGGCUACGCCGACGAGGACGGACCCAAAGAGCAGCUUGCCGAUGAAAUCAAGACACUUCUGAUUGCCAAUGGUCCAAUGCUUUCUGAAUACUUUUCACUCGAUAUUGAUUCGCAGGGGAUGCUGCGAACAAUUCCUCAGCUUUUACCUGAUCAUGAACCUUCAGUCCAUUCCCUACCAGAAUUUGUGUUCCAUCUGGCAACUGAAGUGAAUUGGGAGGAAGAGGAGCCAUGUUUUGAGACAGUGGCACAGGUGUUAGCUCAAUAUUACGGUGAAAUGCGAUACCCUAACAAUGCCGAGAGCGAAGCAUUAGUUUUAGAGCAUGUGUUGUUUCCAGCGACAAAAUCUUCAUCUUUUUGUCCACCUCAUGAGCUCAACGAUACGCAAUUGAUCACACCUGUCGCGUGCCUUACAAACCUCUACAAGAUCUUUGAGCGAUGUUGA